Molecule: messenger RNA, 744 nt
Organism: Soboliphyme baturini
Lineage: Eukaryota; Metazoa; Nematoda; Enoplea; Dioctophymatida; Soboliphymatidae
Source: the annotation of a GenBank genome assembly
AUGCCGUUGCAGCCGAACUGUUGCUUAGAGGUACCCGUAUCUGCGAACUGUGAUCAAAUGGCUGACUUAUCCGGUGUUUUGGCGGGCAUCAUUCCAUUUUCAUCGAACGAAAGCAAAAUCGCACAGAUUCAGGUGCCACCAAAGCACUACAGUGCCGAAUUCAAAAUUUGUCACGUUGCGCUUAUGAAUGCCAAUCACACCGAUGAAAUUAUGAGUUCCGCCCUCUCACGAAUGCAUCUUGAUCGAAAACGAGGAGGUCCAAUAUGCCAAAAUGACCGUCGAAUAUCACAUCUGGCAAGUGAUGCUGCUACCGGCGUCACUCCGUUUCCUAGCGGUUAUCAGUACGCAAGUAAAGAGGCGAGUACUGAUAUAAGAGAGAAUCCUCAUGUUGGAGAAAUGACCUGCGUUUCUCAUCAAGAGAUUCCAGUGUGCCAAAGCGACUGUCAGAUGGCCCAUUUGGAGAGUGGUCCGGCUACCGGUGCCACCCAGGGUCUUAACAAUUAUCAGAAUGCAGACGAGGAGACGGCUUUUGGCAUAGGAGAGAAUCCUCAUAUGAGAGGAAUGCCUUGCGUUUUUCAUCAAGAGAUUCCAGUGUGCCAAAGCGACUGUCAGAUGGCCCAUUUGGAAAGUGGUCCGGCUACCGGUGCCACCCAGUGUCUUAACAAUUAUCAGAAGGCAGACGAGGAGACGGCUUUUGGCAUAGGAGAGAAUCCUCAUAUGAGAGGAAUGCCUUGCGUUUUUCAU